AUGCGAUUCACAGUGCAAGUCCAUCGCGUUGUGGUUUUCUGUGUCGUUGCCGGGUCGACGCUUGGCCACGGCGGCCUGGUGGAUCCGCUGCCCACGUGGACCUCCCCCAACAGCGACAUCAGUCAAUUCUGCGGCACCAUGGAGGGUCCGUCCGUGCUGCCUGGAGCACCCUACAAUACCAGUCCACAAGACAACACGGCAGCGUUCACGCGGCAUUUCCAGGCAUCGUCAUUCAAGACACUUCGAGACGUGAUUGUGGCCUACCCCAGCACCUGUGGCACUUGCGGCAUCACAGACCCCUUCGGAACCCCCCGCGAACUGAACGCGACUGGCGUCAUCAUGUGGGCUCAUGGUUCCGAAGGCUUUGUCGCUUCCCAUGAAGGGCCUUGUGAAGUCUGGUGCGACGCCACACGUGUCUUUUACAACGACAACUGCGCUCGCAACGUCGCAAGUGGCAUCUUGAAGAUCGAUGUGGCCAAGUGCCAAGGGGCUAGACAGCUCGUGAUGUAUUGGCUAGCUCUGCAUGUCCCGACGUGGCAGAUUUAUGUGAAUUGCGUCACUCUCGGGGGGGCAGCCCCAACAUCCCCCAGCCAAAACAAGCCUUCCGCGACGCCUGCCCCACCAGGUUACACAGUGCCUCCAACACCCCGAUUUUCAUCCUACGGCGAGCCUAGCUAUGGACCAAGCCCCCCCUACGCAUCGUCAACCCCAGAGUUACCCUCGACUGCUGCCAACAACACCAUUCCUUUGGCUGUGCCGUCAUCGGCGGCGAACAAGUCGGUGGCGGCAUGGCAUCAGUGUGGAGGUUUGCAGUACAAAGGCCCGACCCAUUGCGUGCAUGGUCACACGUGCCGCAAGGUGUCCGAUUCGUACAGUCAGUGCGUCCCACGAGUCGUAGCUCUCGGCGAAUUGAACACGUGGGCGCAAUGUGGAGGCAAGACGUACACAGGCCCGACGACAUGCACGUCAUCGGACCAAUGUACCGUGCAGAACGACUACUACAGCCAGUGCCUUCCCAAGUAG
This is a messenger RNA of Aphanomyces invadans, 1023 nucleotides long. RefSeq lists its product as hypothetical. Bases 1 to 1023 code for a protein of 340 amino acids. Gene Ontology annotation, biological process: carbohydrate metabolic process. Gene Ontology annotation, cellular component: extracellular region. The record is from RefSeq and is a predicted model, not a curated record. Gene Ontology annotation, molecular function: cellulose binding. The transcript has a single exon. NCBI's taxonomy places the organism in Eukaryota, Oomycota, Saprolegniomycetes, Saprolegniales, Verrucalvaceae.